AUGAGCACACAUGGUUCUUACAGCAUGAGAUCCAAAGCCUCCUUUGAAAAUGAAGCGAAGGCCACAGUGAAAGAAAGUGGGGGAGGAGGGGGUGGAGGGAAGAGUGGGAAGACAAUGUCCACCAACAGCAAGGAGAAUCUGUUCAUAUGUUUUCUGGUGACACUUUGGUACUCUUCAAAUAUUGGUGUGAUCCUUCUGAACAAGUACUUGCUUUCAAACUAUGGGUUCAAGUUCCCCAUCUUCCUCACAAUGUGCCACAUGUCAGCCUGUGCUGUUCUCAGCUAUGUCUCCAUUGUGUUCUUCAAGGUGGUGCCUCAGCAGAUGAUCAAAUCAAGGUCUCAGUUCAUGAAGAUUGCAACUUUGAGCCUUGUCUUCUGUGCCUCUGUGGUGGGUGGCAACAUCUCCCUCAGGUACCUCGCCGUGUCCUUCAACCAGGCGGUUGGGGCAACCACACCCUUUUUCACCGCUGUCUUUGCCUAUUUGGCCACCCUUAAGAGAGAGGCUUGGGUUACCUAUGCUGCCCUUGUUCCUGUUGUUGCUGGGGUUGUCAUUGCUAGUGGGGGUGAACCAGGGUUUCACUUAUUUGGAUUCGUUAUGUGCCUAAGUGCAACCGCUGCAAGAGCUUUCAAGUCUGUCCUUCAGGGCCUUUUACUUUCUUCAGAAGGGGAAAAGUUGAACUCCAUGAAUUUGCUCCUGUACAUGUCUCCAAUCGCAGUCCUAGUUUUGUUACCUGCAGCUCUUAUCAUGGAACCUAAUGUGGUAGAUGUCACACUGACGCUUGCAAAGGACCACAAGUCUAUGUGGCUUCUUCUUUUGCUUAACUCUAUCACAGCAUAUGCAGCAAACUUAACAAACUUCUUGGUGACUAAACAUACCAGUGCUCUCACACUCCAGGUGUUAGGCAAUGCAAAAGGCGCAGUGGCUGUUGUAAUCUCAAUACUGCUAUUCAGAAACCCUGUGACUGUAGUUGGCAUGGGGGGGUAUACAAUUACUGUGAUGGGAGUAGCUGCAUAUGGGGAAACAAAAAGGAGGUUUAGAUGA
Messenger RNA from Sphenostylis stenocarpa, 1041 nucleotides. Lineage: Eukaryota; Viridiplantae; Streptophyta; Magnoliopsida; Fabales; Fabaceae. The record is from the annotation of a GenBank genome assembly.